Messenger RNA from Talaromyces marneffei, 1395 nucleotides. RefSeq lists its product as uncharacterized. The record is from RefSeq and is a predicted model, not a curated record. NCBI's taxonomy places the organism in Eukaryota, Fungi, Ascomycota, Eurotiomycetes, Eurotiales, Trichocomaceae. Bases 1 to 1395 code for a protein of 464 amino acids. Gene Ontology annotation, molecular function: acyltransferase activity, transferring groups other than amino-acyl groups. The transcript is spliced from 2 exons.
AUGGUGCCACCAGUCUACAGCACCUAUGGCCUUGUCUUUCAGUUGAACCAAACAUACGAUCAAAAUCACAUUAUACAAUCGUUCAAGAAUGGUUUGAGGAUGACACUAGGCCAGUGCCGGCAUCUUAUUGGCACCAUUGAAAAGAAUGAAUUUGGAGACUUUUCGGGGGUUAGAAAGAAAAGCACUGCUGUUAAGCUCGAGGUUCAAUGGCUUGAUGAAGAAGAUUCUGUGUCUUAUUCUGAGUUGGCAGAUCAUCAUUUUAGUUCUUUUGCAUUUGGCGAUAUAGCAGCUUUGUGUGUUGAAGGGAUGUUAUAUGGGAUUCUCCAUCCCUUAAACACGAGUCCCGUUGUUUCUGCUUUCAAGUUCAACUUCAUCCAUGGCGGCCUUAUUCUCACCAUGCAUCUUCAUCACUGCGUUAUAGACAAUGCAGGUUUUGGUGGAUUUGUCUACCAGCUGGCUGAAAAUUGCUACUCUAUAAUACACAAAACUCAACCACCAAUUUGGGAUAUCAAAUGUUUGGAUAGAUCCCAAUUCAGAUGCAAGGGGAUGUUAAGCUUGAAGCAAAUGAACAUAGCACCACAGUUGGUACAACAUACCUUACAACUUGUCCAUCGGCCUAAUACCGCUGUACUUCUCCAUUUACCGAAGUCAAAAGUGGAAACACUGAAAUAUUUAGCGACACCACCAGGAGGCGACAUCCGGAUCUCUACAUAUGACGCAUUCUCCGCAUUAUUAUGGAGGACUGUCCUGAGACAUAGGGCAAGAAUCUAUUCGGUAGAUCCACAAGCUCCAGCUUUUUUCUAUGAGAUAGUCAACGUGCGAUCCCGACUUGGUCUUCCAGCUCGAUUUCAAGGCAGUGCCCUUCUCGCUCCCACCACUGCUGAUCUUCACCAUAUACCCAGUAUUGCAGAUGUGAUAUCGGAUGCAUUGCUCUGGAGACUGGCCGUUUUCGUCCGGCAAGUAACAGCAACAGCAACUCCAGAGACCCUCCAAGCGCUCUUAGAUAAAGCUUCUCCAGUGGCAGACAAAACCAAUCUACGUCUCUUCGAGACUCCAUUAACGACAAUGUCCCUUGGUAUUACUGAUGUGAGAGAACCACCAAUUUACGAUGCAGAUUUUGGAUUUGGCCAACCCAAAGCUUUUCGACAUUUCUUUUAUCCUUUCUGUCCAGAGACUCUCAUUUGCGUCUAUCCACCCCGAGUGCUUUAUGAGGGCGAUCAUGAUGCUGGAUGCGAAUUUCAUGUACCAAUGGAGAAGGAGCUAGUUGAUGCUUUUCUGGAUGAUCCGGAUGUGCAAUAUUACUUUGAUUUCGUGGGUUUGAAGCUGAGCCCUCGGAUGGUUUAUACAGAAGUGUCACCAGGAAGUGGCACUUGUAGUUCCACAUGUGAGCAAUAG